GGGGUGCCACGUGUAAUAUUGUAAAUCACAAAUUGCAAGUCAUCGCUAAUAUUAUUAUCAAAGUGAAAAAUAUUCAUCAUACAUACCAUACUUACAAUAAGUGAGAGCAAAAGAAGAAGAAAGAAGUAGUAGAAGAAAAUGGCAAGCACAGUAAUGAGCUCAUUGAGCUUAAAGCCAACUUUCACUUUGGAGAAAACAGUGAAAGGACUGCCAUCACUUUCAAGAUCUCCUUCUUCCUUCAGAGUUGUGGCAAGUGGCAAGAAGAUUAAGACUGACAAGCCUUAUGGAAUUAAUGGAGGCAUGGACUUGAGAGAUGGUCUUGAUGCCUCAGGCAGGAAGCCCAAGGGAAAGGGUGUGUACCAAUUUGUUGACAAAUAUGGAGCUAAUGUUGAUGGAUACAGUCCUAUCUACGACACAAAUGACUGGUCUCCAAGUGGUGAUGUCUAUGUUGGAGGUACCACAGGCUUAGCCAUAUGGGCAGUGACCUUGCUUGGCAUUCUUGCAGGAGGUGCUCUUCUCGUCUACAACACAAGUGCUUUGGCACAGUAGAAUGUAAUCCUUGUACUGUACUACUUUUAAGUUGUAUUCCAGCUCGAAUUAUGUAUCUUUUCAAGAAUACUUCAAAAAUAUUUCAUGGUAUCUGGAUUAAUCUGUAAUUGCUGUGGAUAAUAUUACACUUGUUUUAAGGUUCUUGUAA
This is a messenger RNA of Capsicum annuum, 697 nucleotides long. Its product is annotated as photosystem II 10 kDa polypeptide, chloroplastic. Lineage: Eukaryota; Viridiplantae; Streptophyta; Magnoliopsida; Solanales; Solanaceae. Bases 139 to 549 code for a protein of 136 amino acids. The transcript has 5 exons. The record is from RefSeq and is a predicted model, not a curated record. Gene Ontology annotation, biological process: photosynthesis. Gene Ontology annotation, cellular component: thylakoid membrane; photosystem II; photosystem II oxygen evolving complex.